UUGGAUUCCUUGAUCUUGUCUCCAUUUGCCAAAGUCCACUCUCCAACAAUCGCACAAUCCCACCCAUACCAAGCAGCCUUGGCGUGUGAGACUUGCACAGGGGCGGCGACGAGCGCGCAACACUAUCAUUGCUCUUUCACCACAGAUCAAAUUUGUGCGUCAUUGAGUUUCCUAUUCCUACGAUCUGCAAGAUCAUGGCAGAGUCAUUGCUUCUCCCGCUAGUGCACGGCGUGGCCGGCAAGGCCGCAGACGCACUCGUCGAGACCGUGACCCGCAUGUGCGGCCUCGACGACGGCCGCCGAACGCUGGAGCGUCAGCUGCUAGCUGUUGAGUGCAAGCUGGCUAACGCCGAGGAGAGGAGUGAGACAAACGGCUAUGUCAAGAGCUGGAUGAAGGAGCUCAAGUCUGUCGCCUACGAGGCGGACAAUGUGCUCGAUGACUUCCAGUACGAGGCGUUGCGCCGCCAGUCUAAGAUUGGCAAGGCCACUACCCGCAAGGUACUUGGCUACAUCACGCGCCACAGCCCAUUGCUCUUUCGUUUUGAAAUGAGCAGGAAACUCAAGAACAUCCUCGAGAAGAUCAAUAAGUUGGUUGAGGAGAUGAACAAAUUUGGCUUGGAGAAUUCUGUCCAUAGGGAGCAGCGGCAACAUCCUUGGCGGCAGACGCACUCAAAACUGGACGAGACUACGAAGAUCUUUGGAAGAGAUGAUGAUCAGGAUGUGGUGGUGAAGUUGUUGCUGGACCAGCAAGAUCAGCGGAGGGUGCAGGUGCUGCCCAUCAUUGGGAUGGGAGGUCUUGGCAAGACGACUCUUGCUAAGAUGGUCUAUAAUGACCAAGGGGUCCAGCAACAUUUCGAGUUGAAGAUGUGGCACUGUGUGUCCAACAACUUUGAUGUCAUUCCUUUUUUGAAAUCCAUCAUUGAGUUGGCUGUAAGUGGAAGAUGUGACAUGCCUGACACAAUUGAGCUGUUGCAAAAGCAACUUGAGCAAGUCAUUGGCCAAAAAAGGUUUAUGCUCGUGCUUGAUGAUGUGUGGAAUGAAGAUGAGAGGAAGUGGGAGGAUGUCCUGAAGCCUAUUUUGUGUUCCAUUGGUGGACCAGGAAGCGUAAUUGUUGUCACAACUCGAAGCGAGAAAGUGGCCUCUAUAAUGCAGACCCUUGGACCCCACAGGCUAGCUUGUCUGAGUGAACAAGAUUCAUGGGAAUUGUUUGCGCAAAAAGCAUAUAGCAAAGGUGUAGAGCAGGAGAAAGCAGAGUUGAUCAGCAUUGGCAGACGUAUUGUCAACAAAUGCAGGGGGCUGCCUCUUGCUCUCAAGACAAUGGCUGGAUUGCUAAGUUCAUAUCAACAAGUACAAGAAUGGAAGGCCAUCGAAGAAAGAGAUUUUAGGGAUAAUAAUGUUAGAGGGAAAGAUGAGAUCAUGUCCAUCCUAAAGUUGAGCUACAGACACCUAUCAUCUGAAAUGAAGCAAUGUUUUGCAUUCUUAGCAGUUUUCCCCAAGGACUAUGUGAUGGACAAGGAUAUGUUGAUCCAACUAUGGAUGGCAAAUGGUUUUAUUCAAGAGAAGAGACCAGUGGAUUUGACAACAAGAGGAGAAUUCAUUUUCGAUGAGUUGGUUUGGAGGUCCUUCCUCCAAGAUAAGCAAGAGUGCAUAGACAAUUAUGGUACAGAAAAUUAUGUGGCUGUUAACUGUAAGAUGCAUGAUUUAAUGCAUGAUCUCGCAAAAGAUGUCACAGAUGAAUGUGCAAGUAUAGAAGAACUGACUCAGCAAAAAGCAUUGUUGAAAGAUGUUUGUCACAUGCAAGUGACAGGGGCUGAAAUGGAAGUAAUCAGUGGGUUAUGCAAUGGCAGAACAUACCUCCGCACUUUGUUAGCUCCUUCAAAAUACUAUAAGGUUUUAAGAGAGUUGCUACAGGUAUCGUCAUCACUAAGAGCAUUGCAUUGCCUCCCUCCUUCAAUUGCCAUUUGCAAGGCCAUAAAUGCAAAACAUUUACGGUAUCUUGAUCUCUCUAGGUCUAAGAUCGUUACAUUGCCAAAUUCAAUAUGUGUGUUAUAUAACUUGCAAACACUGAGGCUCACAAAUUGCUAUAAGCUGCGGUUGUUGCCAGAAGGCAUGGCAAGGCUGAGAAAGCUCAUCUAUCUUUAUCUUUCUGGUUGUCAUAGUCUCAAACGUAUGUCUCCAAACUUUGGUGCACUGAACAACCUUCAGAUAUUAACAAGAUUUGUUGUGGAUACUGGAGAUGGCCUUGGAAUAGAGGAGCUCAAAGAGUUGCAACACCUUAGCAAUAGGUUGGAAUUAUUGAAUUUGAGCAAGAUAAAGAGUGGGGAGAAUGCAAAAGAAGCCAAUCUCAGUCAGAAGCAAAACCUAAGUGAGUUAUUGUUCUCUUGGGGCCAUGAAAUAGAUGAUGAGCCUAGAGAUGUGGAAGAAGUGCUUCAGUGUUUAGAACCUCAUAGUAAUAUCCAAAAACUGGAGAUAUAUGGAUAUCAUGGCCUAGCAAUAUCACAAUGGAUGAGAAAGCCUCAUAUGUUUGACUGCUUGAGAGAACUCACAAUGUCUCAUUGCCCAAAAUGUAGCAGUAUCCCUGUAAUAUGGCUCUCGGUCUCUCUAGAGAUUUUGGUCUUACAAAGGAUGGAUAACCUGAUAACAUUAUGUGAUAACCUUGAUGUGGAAUUUGGGGGAUGCAUUAACCCUCUGCAAAUUUUCCCAAGGUUGAAAAAAAUGAGCUUGAUUGAGUUACCAAGCCUGGAGAUAUGGGCAGAAAAUAGCGUGGGAGAGCCUAGUGAUAACCUGGUAACAUUUCCGGUGCUUGAAGAGCUAGAGAUCAAAAAUUGCCCCAAGCUUGCAAGCAUUCCUGUGAUCCCCGUAGUCAGUGAGUUGAGAAUAGUUGGGGUUCACAGUACUGCAAUCAGUUUAGUCUUUAUGAGCAUCCGAUUGGGCUCUUGGCCAUUUCUCGUCACGUUAACUCUUGGGUCUCCAGAAGACAUACCCAUGUUGUCUCUAGACGCCCAGCAAAGCCAAAGUCAAAGACCUCUUGAAAAACUGAAGUGUUUGGUUCUGGAAGGCCCGGAUAGCUUGGUCACAAGUUGUGGAUUGUCCAGAUCACACCUUAUGCUUUGGAAAUGCUUUUCUUUUGUGGAAGAGCUGACGAUUGACGGAUGGAGCAAUCUUGUCCUCUGGCCAACAGAGGAGCUCCGGUGCUUGGAUCGCCUCCGCUCUCUGCGUAUCACAAACUGUGACAACCUGGAGGGCAACACUUCAUCGUCUGAGGAGGAAAUCCUUCCGCUGUCCCUGGAGGACUUGACGAUUUCAUUCUGCCGCAGUGUGGUAACACUGCCUUCGUACCUUGGAAAUUUUGCCAAGCUGAGGAGUCUAUAUGUGUCUGACUGCAGCAGGCUGAAAGUGCUGCCUGAUGGGAUGUGUGGCCUCACUUCUCUUAGGGACUUGAGGUUUUAUUUCUGUCCAGCUAUGGAGGAACUCCCGCAUGGUCUCCUGGAGCGGUUGCCAACUCUCAAACUCUUAAGGAUAAGGGGAUGCCCGGAGCUGAUAAGACGAUGCACAGAAGGUGGGGAGUAUUUCCACUUGGUCUCCUCUGUCCCAGAUAAACUCAUUUAUUGAUGACGACAUCUUGAAAAUCCAGAAUAGCUGCGGAGUAAAUCGGCAUAUGCGUGAGUGCCCUGGUCCGAAUCUCUGUCGAUCCACCCCCAUCUUGCUGCUGUGCACGCCGGGACCUCCUCGGCACUGCGCAGAGAGGGAGGAAGGAAGUGAUGAUGGAAGGGGGUCUCCUCCGCUGUGCACGCCCCACGACCUCAGGCAACCGCCGUACUGCUAGCCAGACGGUGGGGGCCGAGAUUUGGCUGUGCUGACGGAGACGAGAGGAAGGAGCAGAGGAUGCGCGUCUUGGGCACAGGAGGCCCAGUGGGAUCGAAGCCCUCCCUAUGGGAUUAGCGAGCCCAAUGAUCAUUUCUUUUUUGAGAAGUAGCCCAAUGAUCAUUACUUCUCUUUUGCGCCAGCCAGCAGUAGUAAUAUUUCAUACACGAGCUCAUUGCUUUAAUCUGUACAGCAGAAGCAGGUGUGCCUCUAGUAUAUUUCUACCACAUGUCCACAUGUAAGUAGUAGCUCCUGCCAUUUUCUACCACAUAACAAAUUUCCCUGCAAAUUUCAAUGUGUUUGCAAGUCAUAAGCUUGUAUUGUUAGGCAUCUUGCAAACAUUUCAGUUCUUUGUUCCCAUUUUUUUCCUUCUUGGCCACAGACUGAGUUAGUACAAACACGGGCUUCUUCUUAUUUUUGUGAUAAAGCAUGAGGCUUCAUUGCAAAGAAUUUAUUUUUGCCUUUCUGACAGAGUUUC
This is a messenger RNA of Triticum urartu, 4341 nucleotides long. The record is from RefSeq and is a predicted model, not a curated record. Lineage: Eukaryota; Viridiplantae; Streptophyta; Magnoliopsida; Poales; Poaceae.